Hibiscus syriacus is the source of this 916-nucleotide messenger RNA. RefSeq lists its product as uncharacterized. Gene Ontology annotation, cellular component: nucleolus. Lineage: Eukaryota; Viridiplantae; Streptophyta; Magnoliopsida; Malvales; Malvaceae. Gene Ontology annotation, biological process: maturation of LSU-rRNA from tricistronic rRNA transcript (SSU-rRNA, 5.8S rRNA, LSU-rRNA). The coding region runs from base 73 to 720 and encodes 215 amino acids. The transcript is spliced from 9 exons. The record is from RefSeq and is a predicted model, not a curated record. Gene Ontology annotation, molecular function: RNA binding.
GCAGGGUUUUAGUUCUAAGCUUUUUUCUUCCAAAAACAGCAGCCUCGGUUAAAAGAAAAGGGUUUUGAGUAGAUGGGGGCGAAGGCGAGGAAAGCGUCGAAGAAAGCUGUAAAGAAGGCUUCUUUUCAAUUUCCGAAUUCUGAUUCCAAAACUGCAUCUGCGGAUUUCCUGCCAUUGGAAGGCGAUCCAUCGCUUGAGCUUCCAGAAACCAAACCCCUACAAAACAAAGCUACCGUCUUAUAUAUUGGUCGAAUACCACACGGUUUUUAUGAGAAAGAAAUGGAAGCUUAUUUUAAGCAGUUUGGUGCCAUUAAGAGAUUGAGGAUCGCAAGAAAUAAAAAGACAGGAAAAUCAAAGCACUAUGGUUUCAUCGAAUUUGAUAAUCCACAGGUGGCUGAAGUUGUAGCUGAUUGUAUGCAUAAUUAUCUGUUGUUUGAGCAUCUUUUGCAAGUCCAUAUUGUUCCUCCUGAUCAUGUUAAUCCAAAAUUAUGGAGAGGUUUCAAUUAUAAAUACAAACCAGUGGACUAUGUGCAAAUCGAACGAAAGAAGCAUAAUAAGGUAAGAACAUUAGAAGAGCAUAAAAAGUUGGUGGAGAAGAUCCUAAAACGUGAUGCGAGGCGUAGAAAGAGGAUAGAGACUGCUGGCAUUGAUUAUGAGUGCCCUGAAAUUGUGGGCAUCGUUCAGCCUGCACCGAAGAAGAUAAAGUUUGAUGAAGAGUAGGCACUGAUAAGCAUUAAUUACAGAUGCUGAACCAUGAAGUCAAUGGCUUGCACGACACUUUGUCCUGAGGAGCUCAAAUUUGCAGUUUAAUGCUGUAGUUGUGGUGUUUACAAGCAUUAUAACCAAGUAGGAAAUUUUACAUUUAUAAUGUUGGAUCCUGUAAGACCUUGUUGGAAUCAAAAUAUUUUGUUUUCUA